Mus pahari (shrew mouse) is the source of this 2352-nucleotide messenger RNA. RefSeq names its product solute carrier family 6 member 16 (gene Slc6a16). The record is from RefSeq and is a predicted model, not a curated record. Lineage: Eukaryota; Metazoa; Chordata; Mammalia; Rodentia; Muridae. Gene Ontology annotation, biological process: sodium ion transmembrane transport. Gene Ontology annotation, cellular component: membrane. The transcript has 12 exons. Bases 1 to 2352 code for a protein of 783 amino acids.
AUGUGGGAACUGCCUUCCAGGGGGCCGGAGGGCCUGGGGAGGUCGCUAAGCUUCCAAGCAGAGGCCACCGGGACCUUUCCACCCCGACAGCCGCUGGAGAGCUCAGCGGGGAUCUCGAGGCCCGGGCGGUCCACUAAAGAAGGUGAAGAUGCACCUUCCAAAUCAAGAGCUUCCAAAUCAGAUGUGCCUCAGGCUUCAGAGUCUAAUGUGGAAAAAAGUACAUCCUUCGAAUCGAAGUUUACUGAUAUGGACUCAAACCUUGGGGCAUGGGAAGUUGGUGUACUGACCUGGUCUCCAUCAACCUGGAUUACACAGGCUCAAGUUUCAGAGACUCGGAUGGCAAAGGCUCAGGCCUGGGAGACCCUUGCUUUGGCAAGAAUUACCUUACAACCCAAGCCCAGUGUCACAGAAUUAUCAACAGUGACAACCCUGAAACAGGAAUCCUCAGAGUUGGUGAACAGGAUGAGUAAGGAGAGCAAUGAAGGCUACCCUCCCCGGCUACUCUGGACCAGCAAGGUUGAGUACAUGCUGGCUCUCAUGGGCUACUUGGUGAUGCCAUCUGGAGUCCUGCGCUUUGUCUCAGGCUGGGUUCACAAAGGAAGCUGCAGCUUCUUUAUAGCAUACAUCUUAAUGCUGUUGGGCAUCGGGAUUCCUCUUCUCUUCCUGGAGAUGGCAGUUGGCCAGAGGGUACAGCAGAGCAGUGCGGACCUGUGGAAGAACCUGAGCCCCUGGUUUGGUGGAGUGGGGUACAGCAUGGUUAUGGUGUGCUUCAUCAUUAACACCUACCUGAAUGUGUUCAAUUCCUGGAUCUUCUUCUACAUGAGCCACAUAUUCUACUUUGUUGUCCCAUGGGAUCAGUGUCCCUUACAAAGGAAUUCCAGUAAAUUUGAUCCUGAGUGUGAACAGGCAACAUCCUACACGUACUUUUGGUACCGGCAGACCUUGAAAGCCUCAGACAGAAUUGAGGAUGGAGGGCAGCCAUCCUUCAGCCUGGGCAUGUCUCUCUUUCUGUCCUGCUGUCUCAUCUGUGCCUUCUUGGUCUAUGGGAUCAAGUCCAUUGGGAAGGUCCUGUGUGUCUUGCUACUAGUUCCCUACUGCAUCAUCGUCUGCUUCCUCAUCCGGACUCUGUCAAUAGACGGUGCAGAAUACGGACUUAAGCACCUGCUGAUCCUCCAGGUGGCGAGCAUCUCUGACUUAACUAUUUGGUGCCAAGCAGGUAUCCAGGUCUUGUUUGAUGUUGGCCUGGGCAUUGGCCCCAUUGUCUCCUUAGCAUCACACGUACCUGACUUCAACAACUGUAUGGCCGAUGCCUUCUUAAUGGCUCUGUUCAAGAUAAUCACCUUGUUGAUGACCACGCCCUUCCUCCUCUCCAUCCUGGGCUUCUGGGCCACUACAACCACACAUCACUGCUGUAAGAAGAACAGAGAGAAGCUUCUAGGGCUAAUAGCCCAGGGGAUUCUGCCUCCUGAGGUACAGCCCCCUAAACUGAGGGCCAACCCGACCUCCAGCUACAAUUCCUGGCUCAGCAGCCUCCCUCCACCCUUGAGGAGUGCCGUUCUGGGCGUGGUGCCUGAAUGCAGCGUCCAGAAGCAGUUUCUGAAGAUUCAGGACAACCCUCGCUUCCUGUUCCUGAUCUUCACUGAGGUCAUCUCACUGCUACCUGGGUCUGGCUUCUGGACUGUCCUCUUCUUCCUGCUGCUGCUGACUCUGGGAAUGUGCUCCAAUCUCACGUUCAUGCUGGGCACUGUUUUGACACUCCAGGACACCUUCCCCUUCUGCAGGAGACAGCCGCGGUUGCUCAUGGUGUGUGUUUCCAUGACGAUGUUCCUGUGCGGCCUCUUCUUCAUCCAGCCUUCAGGCAUCUACUACUUUUCACUGCUGAGUGAAUACUGGGUAGCAGUGCCCAUCAUCAUCAUCAUCAUAUGCGAAAACCUUGCUGUAGCCUGGGCCUACGGGGCCAACAGGUUCCUUGCAGACAUGGUGGUGAUGCUGGGCCGCCCCAUUUUCUCUGGCUGCGGCUGGCUGUGGUGCUACGUCUCCCCAACGGUGAUGCUAGGCCUGUUAAUGUCUGUCUUCGUAUACCUUGUCAAGGGGCCCCUUGUCUACUUUGCCUGGGACUCAAGCACCUCAAAAGAGGUGGUUCGUGUUUUCCCAGCGUGGACCAAGAUUCUGAUUGCUGGACUGACUGUCUUUGUCCUCAUGCCCAUCCCUGCAUACUUCGUAUACUGCCUCACCCUGGGGAUUCCCUUCAGAUCUACACCAUCCAGUAAGCUACCACAGGGCAGUGGCCAGCUACAGACUACAAAGGAGGCCUCAAAGGAUAUUCUACAGGACUACAAAACAGAGUCCUAA